Nestor notabilis (Kea) is the source of this 969-nucleotide messenger RNA. RefSeq names its product spermatogenesis associated 22 (gene SPATA22). The record is from RefSeq and is a predicted model, not a curated record. Lineage: Eukaryota; Metazoa; Chordata; Aves; Psittaciformes; Psittacidae. The transcript is spliced from 7 exons. The coding region runs from base 1 to 969 and encodes 322 amino acids. Gene Ontology annotation, biological process: meiotic DNA repair synthesis; regulation of meiotic cell cycle; homologous chromosome pairing at meiosis.
AUGAAAAGGAGUCUAGCUGACGCUUCAACUCGCAGCACAGCAGGUUAUCUGCCUGUACCUCUGUUCAAUCAGAAAAAACGAAAUAGACAGCCCCUCACUUCAAAUCCACUUAAAAAUGAGCCAGGAACCAGUUCUGGGACUCCUACUUAUGACUUUUCUCCCACAUCAUUUGGUUGGGGAUCUGCAAACCCAGAAGUGGCUGAAUUACAGAAAGCAGCAAACAUUUGGAACAGAAAUGAGUACACUCCUUUAAGUAACCCAAAAGAUUCAAGACCUGAGAGUGGAUUUAUUUGGAAGUUUGAGAAGUUUUCAAAUAGUGCGAAAACUGUCCAGCAGCAAAAAACCCCUGAUAGCCGUAAUUCAUCUCAGCUUCUGAAAACAGCAGAAACCAGCCAAACAUCUACAUCUAAAGGCCAAAGGCCAAUGAAACCUAACACUGUUUCAAGAAGUCUGCAGGAUCAUAGUCUGGCAUAUAAAUUUACCCACAAUAUUCAGCAAAAUAAAAUGAAUGAAAACCAAUUUGACUGUGUUCCAGAAGACAAAUGUCAGGAAUUUUCAUCAUCUCAAUUAAAAAUCAAAGAAAAAAAGAAUUCUUUGCGAAUCAUAUCUGCAGUCAUUCAAAGUAUGAGGCACUGGAGUCAAUAUGCUUAUAAAACAGCACUGUUAUUUGAAGUUUUAGGCACCCUGGAUUCUGCAGUCGCAACUGGAGCAUACGGGGCAAAGAACUUCCUUUUGAGGGAUGGAAAGGAGAGUCUGCCUUGUGUAUUUUAUGAAAUUGACCGUGAGCUUCCGAGACUAAUUAGAGGCCGAGUACACAGGUGCAUGGGGAACUAUGAUGCAAAAAAGAACAUUUUCAAGUGCGUCUCUGUAAGACCAGCAACUAUUCAAGAACAAAACACUUUCCAGGAAUUUGUUAAAAUUGCAGAUGUUGAGAUGACAGCAUAUGUCAAAACAGUGAAUGAAAUUUAG